AGUAAAAGCGAAUGUAUUGGUCGUUGUACAACCCUAGUGUCCGACCACUGUGCAGUACCCGACCCACUUUUGAGCUCGGACAUCGUGACAGAUUCUGGUGCACUGUUAUGUCUACACUUUGACGAACGUUGCGUUGAAUGGGGAUUGGUGUGAGGGGUGUGAGUGUGAGUCAUAGUGUGAAGGGGUCUCAACUAUAUGUCAAAGACGUGAUAAUCCUGAUAUUUUCGACAUAUUUGCCAAUUGCUCACCCCAUUUUCGCUCAAUAACGUUUUUGCGCGUGCUGUGCCAAACCCCGAGAAUUAAUUUAAUAAUCAGUAAAUAUGCCUAUGAAUCACACAAGUUCAGCUCCUUUGGAAGAUAUGCCAACGGCGCGAACUGCAAAUAAUACUGGUCAGUGCCUGAAAGUUUUUGUGCAGAGAGACUAUAAUGAGGGAACAUUAGUUAAAUUCCAAACUCGGUUUCCUGCAGAAUUAGAAGACAGAAUAGAGCGCCAGGCAUUUGAAUACACUGUUAAUCAGUUGAAUGCCAUCUAUGCAGAAGCAGAAAAGGCCAGCUGUAGUACAUACUGUAAAGGAUGUUUGGCAUGUUUGACUGCGUAUCUUAUUUAUAUCUGCACAGAAACACAUUAUGAAAAGUGUCUAAGAAAAGUAGCGAAAUUUGUGGUGGAGCAAAAUGAACGUGUAUAUGCGCCUCGAGGGCUCCUCAUCACAGAUCCCACAGAAAGAGGAUUGCGAGUCAUAGAAAUUUCAAUAUUAAAUGAACCUGCGGCAGCUAGGACGUGACUCUCUCUGUCAGAGUCAACAGAAGAAUUCUUCAUGUGACUGCCGCCUAGCUUGAGAAUGAACUGAACAUCAUCAGGGAUGCUGUGAAUGGAAUGUGUUUGGACUGGUAGAAAGCAUGAGUUUUUAUUGGGCAAACUAUUGAUGUUUGCUUGUGAUUUAUUUCAAGUACUUGUUAAGUAUGGUGAAAAUGGGUACUUUUGAUUGUGACAUUUAUUAUCAUUUAAAUUAACUUGGGAGGUGUUUUAUAAUAUAAGUUUCAUCAAUGGUGCCAAAGUUUAUUGUUUUGUGUAUAUAUAAAAUAAUAUUGAUUUGGUGUGAAUGUUUUGUGGUGGCUCUGGAAUAAUUGCAAUCAAAGUAAUCAAGCAAAUACAAUGGAUAAAGGCACAGUCUAAUUAUAACAUGCAUUUACUUAUUCUUAUGCAAGUUUUCCUAUUAAAACUCUUUAAUGGUACAAAAUAUGGAUUUCUUUGUGAUCCCUAAACAUAAGUGUGUGUAUAAACCUAGACCUCCCAUGACGAAUCAGAUAAAAAAGCUUUGUUCAAAUAGUUUUGAAGUAUUUGUAGUAAAAGAGGUGUUGUACAUGAGAAAGGUAGAUGAGCGUAGUAGAGGUCACCUGCCUCAGCAGGAGCAUUUCAGGAAUAAUGGUGUUUCAGAGCAGUCUGAUGCGUUGUUUGUAAACUUGUAAAAUAACGAGGACCAAUAGAAUAUUUUUGAAUAACAAUAAUGAGAAUCAGGGCCAUUGAGGCAAUCAAUCACUACUGUAUUUAUUAUGAUACUAACAAAUGUGCUUACUCAGUAAAAAUAUAUACAUGAUGCUUUUCUCUUUCUUUGUAAUAUAUAAUUAAGGCACCUGAAACAUUUUAUUAAUACUAUGACAGUGCUUGUGCACCUUCAAUGAAAUUCUAUUUGUUCUCUAAUCAGAAUGAAUGUGGUAUGACUUGUAUUUAUUGUGAAAUUUAGGAAAUUGGUGGAGAUGUGGCAUUGGUUCAUAGACAGUAAAAUGUUUUUACCCUUAUAUUAAGAAUUGGAAACAAAAUUCAAUAAUGAAAAUUAUUUGGAAAUUUAAAAAUUACUCUUUCAUAAGCUUCUCUUGAAAGUACAGAAAAAUGAUUUUUAAAACUGGAUCUUUUCGUUACACUUGUACUGUAAGAAUUGUAUAAAAUUUCUUUUAUAUAUAUUUUAACAGUAUUUUUCACAUCAGCCCUUCCAAACAUUGGGUCCUUCCAUUACCAUCCGAAACAUUUUGAUAAGUUGAAAAUAUUUGUUUUCUUUUGAUUGUGAAUUCAGAAUUUUAUAGGAUGUUAUGUUCGUAGAGUGACAUGCAUAUCUUUGUAUAUUACUGUUUUCUAAUUCAGAUUUGUUUAUUAAUUUUAAUUUUUCAAUUUUCCUUAUUCCUUUUUCUAUUUUUGAGUUAUUCAUUCCACUCGAAUUCUGUAGUUUUAAAGUGAAACUGUACCAUAUCAAAAUAGAAUCUGAUUUAGCAGAGCAUGUUAUUAUUUUAUAAUUCUAGACAUGUCAUUAAUGUUUUGUUUAAUUGCAUCUUUAUGUUCUCUAAGUUACAUUAUAAAUCAUUCCUCUGUCUUCAGAGAAUAUUUUUCAUUGGGCCAGAAAUUGAUAAUGAAGAUAUUUUCUUUGAUCCUUCCCAGUAUUCAGUACACUUGAAAUAACUUUUUGAAGUGAAGCAUGAGGCAAAGAGCUGUCAUAGAUCAGUUUGUUCUCGAUUAAGUAACUUGUAAAGCGUGAUUUAGUAGAUUUUUGUUUGUUAAAAUGAGACUGGAAGAUUGCCAACUGUAAACCUUGAUGUCCAUUUCCCCUUCUGUCUCUAAACACUUUUAGAUUUUAAUCCACACUUUGGUAACUAAUUGGUUGAUAGUGUGUUUGAUGUGACGCAACUUCUCAAUAAUACGUUUGAUGAAUGUAAUGGGUUCCCUAUCACCCAGGUGCCAUUACUUCAUUUUUUAGGACGUUUUGAUUGUUAUUGAAUGAUUAUCAGUGAGACCUCCACUAUUUUUCUUUCCAGCAUAUACUUUGAAAAAGGAGAAUAAGUAGUGUUGGAGGUAGAGCGAAUUUGUUAACAAAGUUUUGUGGGUAGUGGGUACUGAAAAAAAUUAUUUUUCUUGCUUUUGUAUGUAGUAAAUUGCUUUCUCAAAUACAUAGUGAACUGAG
Messenger RNA from Gryllus bimaculatus (two-spotted cricket), 2948 nucleotides. The record is from the annotation of a GenBank genome assembly. Lineage: Eukaryota; Metazoa; Arthropoda; Insecta; Orthoptera; Gryllidae.